Messenger RNA from Oncorhynchus gorbuscha (pink salmon), 909 nucleotides. RefSeq names its product cellular retinoic acid-binding protein 2-like. Gene Ontology annotation, cellular component: cytosol; nucleus. Bases 188 to 652 code for a protein of 154 amino acids. The transcript has 4 exons. Gene Ontology annotation, biological process: fatty acid transport. The record is from RefSeq and is a predicted model, not a curated record. Gene Ontology annotation, molecular function: fatty acid binding. NCBI's taxonomy places the organism in Eukaryota, Metazoa, Chordata, Actinopteri, Salmoniformes, Salmonidae.
CAGAUUGAAUCAAACUCUGAAUGAGAGAGAGAGAGAGAGAGAGGAGGCAGAGGGAGCAAACAGAGAGCACCAAGCAACAGUGCCCAAUCUGAGAGACAAAACACAGAAAAAUCAGAAGAGCUGCAAACAGUUUAUUUUAUGGGUCUGUAGAGAACAAAAUAAUCAUGUUGACUAUCUUUUUUCUGUAAUGAUCGACUACUAUAACAAACUAUUUACACCGGAAAUGGACCGUAAAGUUGCAAACUUCUCUGGGUUGUGGAAAAUGAAGACUUCUGAAAACUUUGAAGAACUCCUGAAAGCGCUGGGUGUGAACGUGUUUGUCAGGAAGAUAGCCGUGGCUGCAGCCUCCAGACCUGCAGUAGAGAUCACCCAGCAGGGAGAGAGCCUCUCCAUCCAGACCUCCACCAGCGUACGCACCACCCAUGUCUCCUUCACCGUGGGACAGCCCUUCAAUGAGGACACAGUGGACGGACGCUCUUGCACCAGUACCCCUCGCUGGGAGACAGAUAGUAAGAUCAGCUGUGAGCAGACCUUGCAGAAAGGGGAGGGCCCUAAGACUGCCUGGACCCGUGAAGUGACCAAUGAUGGUGAACUCAUUUUGACAAUGAGCGCUGGGGAUGUUGUGUGCACCAGAGUAUAUCAACGAGAAUGAAAGACUUAAGACUGUCAAACAUUUCCAUUUUUCUUAUUUCUACCUGCUCCUUUUGUUAAUUUAACCUUCCAGUUAUUCAGAUAGUGGUUAACAAGACGUCAGUUGUAUGUGUUUUGUCAGACAGAGUUUGAUUGUUGUGAAAAGUCUUGUGCCAGUUUAUUUUCAUGUAUAAUGUUCUCGUAAUAGCAUGUAAUGGCUUUGUGAUGUUAUCAUUGUUCCUCCACAACUAAAGCAGUAUUUAUUCUCAGUAUACCGCA